GGUAAGCUGUGGUUAACGCUGAUGGUGCUUCUGCGGUUCCUCGUUCUCCUUCUGGCUGGCUAUCCUUUGUACUGGGAUGAGCAGGAACGCUUUGUCUGUAACACGAUCCAGCCCGGCUGUGCCAAUGUGUGUUACGAUGUGUUCUCUCCUGUGUCCCACUUCAGGCUUUGGUUAGUUCAGGUGGUCAUCCUCAGCUUUCCAUUUGCUCUUUUCACUGUCUAUGUAAUUCACAAGGCAUCUAUGGGUGCCUCAAUGGAAAUUUUCACAUCGAGCAUUGAGAGGUCUCCAUUCCAAAAAGUCCAUCAGGACAUUUUCCACAAGGAUUUGUCACAGCCAGGUGCAGAGAUGACCGUUCCCAGUUUCUUGGGGGCGUAUGUUUUGCAGCUCCUACUACGGAUUUUCCUAGAGGUGGCAUUCGGAGCUGGACAUUAUUACCUCUUUGGAUUCUUUAUUCCCAGGAGGUACAUCUGCUCAGAAGCUCCUUGUACCAGCACAGUGGACUGCUACAUCUCUAGGCCCACAGAGAAGAGCAUCAUGGCAACCUUUAUGCUCGGCGUCAGCUGCAUUUCUUUUCUGGUCAGUAUUGUAGAUCUCCUGUGUGUGAUUAAAAGGGCAGUGAGGCAGAAGCAUAAAGAGCGGCUGCUUUUAGAAAAGCUGUGCAAAGAAGAGCAGUAUUACCUGACUCCUCCGGGCCGAGAUGUGGAUGCCCAUCUACAGCUGGCUCAGGAGCACAGUCACGUAUGUCAAGCAGUUGAUGCAAUGUCAGUGCAGCUGGGAGAGUUGGACCAAAUGUCAAUCCACUCAGCAGCUGGGCCUCACAGGACUGCCACUUCCAACACAAAUGGCAACAAUGCUUAUACACAGGAGCCCGAGGAGCAUGUGGAGCAAGAUGGGAGUGAAGUAGCUUUCUGCAUGACCGAGGCAGAGGUGGCAUUGCCGCCCCAGACGCCAGGCCGACACGGCCGACGUGGCCGCCACAGGGCAAGUCGUUCAAGCCGUUGGGAGAAAAUUCAAAACAGCCAAGCAGAUUCCUCUCCUGAUUUGUCAAGACCAAGGCGGAUGGGUCAAUAUGUGAUGGUGGAAAUGAUGACCUCAGACGCACAGUCCAUCUCUAGCGAAAGGAGAUCGGAGUGGGUAUGACCAUGGAAUGACCCGCUACCAAACUGCAUGGAAAUGUUCUGUGUGUUUCUGCCUCUGCUGGCCAGCAAAUACAACAGAAGAUGUAGACGAGAUCCCUCCAUCGCAUUAAGGCGUGGUGAUGAACACUGGUGAUGUUUUCUCUUCCGAUAUGGCAGAUUUAAAGAGAUCUGGAGAAAAAGACACACAGUGUGGGGUCUUCAAUAUGACAGAUAUUAGUGCUUUAGUGUGUAAGCUGUUUUUAUUCUUGGCUUUGUAAAUGUCAUAUAUUUUUGGUUCUGCAAUAACUCACCAUCUGAAAUAUGGAAAAUUAUUCAUGCUAAAGUUAAAAGCAAUCCAACGUGUUAACUACAUUGAGAAGCAAUACAUAUACAAGUGGGCCAUUUAAUUGUGGCUUUGUUUUGUCACGUCAUAAUUAAAAUCAUCAUUGAUUAGAAAUAAUCAGCCCACUCUGCUCUUCAGGGAGUGGGCUCUUGUUUUGAAGGGGGUCUGCAUUCUCAGUGCUGGCCCAUGUCUUGAGCCCGAAUGCUGCCUGGGUGGGUUGAAUUUGACUUCCAAAUUUAUGACAGUUCCUACUAAUUGAUUGCAGAUGGAUGUAUGAUUCUACUU
Molecule: messenger RNA, 1746 nt
Organism: Erpetoichthys calabaricus (reedfish)
Lineage: Eukaryota; Metazoa; Chordata; Cladistia; Polypteriformes; Polypteridae
Product: gap junction delta-4 protein
Exons: 1
Coding region: 22-1140 (372 amino acids)
Biological process (GO): cell communication
Cellular component (GO): connexin complex
Source: RefSeq, a predicted model, not a curated record